AUGCUUCAGCUCGCUUAUGGCAUCCUCACGCAGGGCCCUCCAGCAUGGGUUCCUGACGCCCUUCGAGACCCAUGGCGCAACAUGACCGUCAUAGCUGUGAUGGUUGUCUUGCUACUGCUUAAGCGAUACUUCAAUGGCUUUCUCAACCCUGCCGAACGCGACAUGCAUGGCCGUGUGGUUAUGAUCACAGGCGGCACGUCGGGCAUAGGGGCUGCCGUAGCGAAGGACCUCGCCCGACGGGGCGCGCAGCUGGUGCUGCUCACACGACUCCCGCCUUCGAACCCGUUUUUGGCCGACUAUAUCGGCCAACUCCGCCAAGAGACGAGGAACACGAUGAUCUACGCCGAGCAGGUCGACCUGACAUCCCUCCACAGCAUUCGCCAAUUCGCGACGAGAUGGAUCGACAACGCCCCGCCCCGACGCCUUGACAUGCUGAUCCUCUGUGCCGACACGUUGACACCACCCGGCCAAAAGCGAGUCAAGACGGAGGAGGGCAUUGAAGAGACCUGGAUGGUCAACUACCUGGCCAACUUCCACCUGCUCGGCAUCCUGAGCCCUGCGCUCCGAGCCCAGCCUUUUGACCGCGACGUGCGCGUCAUCAUCCCGACCUGUUCUUCAUACAUCGGGGCGCCGCCAUUGAGCGAGGAACUUGACAAGAAGAAGUGGAAUCCGAGCAAGGCGUACGCGAGGAGCAAGCUGGCCAUGCUGGUGUUUGGGCAGGCUUACCAGAAACAUCUCGAUGCGUACAAGAGACCUGACGGUCUGCCCAUGACGUCGCGUGUCAUCUUUGUCGACCCUGGCCUAUGCCGGACGCCUGGUAUGCGGAGAUGGCUGUCCAGAGGCUCUAUCUGGGGUCUUGUUUGCUACGUGGCGUUCUACGCGGUGCCGUGGUUCUUCCUCAAGAGCGCAGAGAUGGGCGCUCAGUCUAUCCUCUAUGCUGUCCUGGAUACAAGUCUGGUGCGGGGUCCUGGAGGUCAGCUCAUCAAAGAGUGCCAGAUGGUGGAUUUCGCGAGGAUGGACAUCAAGGAUGAGGCGAUCGCGAAGAAGCUGUGGGAGGCGAGCGACAAGCUGAUUGUCCAGACAGAAAAGGAACAGGCUGCUCUGAGAAACCUAGAAAAGAAGGCGGAAGAGGCCAGGGAAAAGGACAAGAAGGACGCCGCCCAGGCCGAAGAGAUCGACGAGCUUGUGCAGACAAUCAAGAAGGGCAAGGAGGCAGAGAAGAAGUCAACAUCGAGGCGGAAGAACAAGAAAUAG
Molecule: messenger RNA, 1254 nt
Organism: Microdochium trichocladiopsis
Lineage: Eukaryota; Fungi; Ascomycota; Sordariomycetes; Xylariales; Microdochiaceae
Product: retinol dehydrogenase
Exons: 1
Coding region: 1-1254 (417 amino acids)
Source: RefSeq, a predicted model, not a curated record